AUGGGACUCGGGCAGGGAACCCACGCCAACUUGAAGGGGAAAGCGGCCUCUUCUAGGAACUCAUCAGCACCACCACCCAGACAGGCCUUGUACACUGCCUGCGACCUGGCAGCUACUCCAGCCAAAAUCCUGCUGCCCUACCCACAGACCCGUGGACCCUGGGACCUCCACCUCCAAAGGUGCACUGCUCCCGUAGCAACACCCCAGCUGGACAACUUCAGCGCCAGGACCCCUCAGAGUGUAUCAGAGCUCUGCGCAGGCAAACGCACUGCCACAGUCAUGCAUUUCCAGCAAGCAGACCCCCUGAGCCCAUGGAUCCACAGGGCGCUCUUGGGAGCCGCGCUGCAGUACACAGGGGACCUUGAACUUCUUGGUUAAAGGCAACAGAAUCAACCAAAAAGUGUUGAUGUGGAAGCUGCAAUGAAAGGAAACAGGCUGCAGCAGAAUAUGGACUUCCCAGCUGCACAGAGCAGUCUACCUUCUGGGUGCUCUGACUGCUCCAAUUCAGAAACAACUAUGGAAGUAGAUGUAGUUGAACAGCCUCUACUUGCUGUGCUUAGUUCGGCAGGAGGUCAGAAUGCCAAUGUAAAGAACGUCAAUGCAUCUGAUCUCACCUGAGAUAAUCCCUUGAUGGAAGACGAAACAUCAAAAUGUAACCCUUCAUCUGAAAUCUUCAGUAGUUCCAGUUCCACUCAGAAUUUACUGCUCCCAGAAAGUAAUAUGGAAAUGUCUGGAACAAAUGAAGACUAUGGGAAUUGCUCCCCCACUGUAAGUCUCUGUGAUAGUUGUCAGCCCUCGGUAGAGUCAGUGGAGGAAUCUUGCUCCUCCAUCAUAGCAGCCUUGAAGGCACUUCAAGAACUUCUGGUCACUAGUAGUAAACCAGCUUCAGAAAUUACAUCUGAAGAAGUUAUUUGUCAAUAAGAAACAGUAACUGAGGGCCAAAAAAGUUUGGGGGUCCUUUCUGAAAGAUGAAUCCAGAGUGAAUACUGUUCACAAGUCUACUUUAAUCAGGUCACAUAUGUUUCAACAAAGACAGAAAAAUUAGUGGACACUUCAACUGGAACUGGAAUAUAAGAUGUAGAGGAUAGUAACUUCAGGGGUCCAGCUGAUGGCCUAGUAACUGACACAGAAGGUGUCCCCCGGUCUACUGAAUCAGUAAAGGAGAGCAGUUCUGUCAUUCUAGCCUCAACUAAAAUGUCUAAUCAAUUACACUGCACAUUGGGUAUAGAAAUUUCCCCUAAAAUUCUAGCAGGAGAGGAGGAUGCACUCAAUCAGACUUUGGAGCAAACUAAGUCCUUGUCAUCAAAUCUCAUAUUGGGUAAAUGUUUGGGUCAUGGCACACAGAAUCCAGUAACAGAUGGGCCUGAGACCAGAGAAGAUGUCUGUCCUGAUGCUCAGGCACUUGUUGAAUUUGAGCCACCUGCCAGCUAUCCAUCAUCAAGUCCCUCCAUUCUCCCACCAUAACUUUUUCCUGUUGCAGACAUUGACUGAAUUCUCCAUGCUGGCUUUACUUUUUAGGAAGCUCUCGGGGCUUUGUAACAAAUUUGUGGAAACGCAGACCUUACACUUCUUACUUUGCUAGCAAAGAACAUUGUAGUUCCUAUAUAA
Eptesicus fuscus (big brown bat) is the source of this 1608-nucleotide messenger RNA. It is a transcript of the gene RSC1A1, whose product is annotated as regulator of solute carriers 1. The record is from RefSeq and is a predicted model, not a curated record. NCBI's taxonomy places the organism in Eukaryota, Metazoa, Chordata, Mammalia, Chiroptera, Vespertilionidae.